CGUAAAUUAUAGCUGAGGUGUAGAAUUGAAUGGGAAUAAAGUAUAGAUUAGAUAAUAUAUAACAUAUCAUAAACUUUUUUAUUAAUGGCAAACGUUUUUACUAAAUAAUGCAAUAAAAGUCAACAUUUCACUGAUUAUUAUGGACGCAUCAAACAUACGACUUCUUCGGCUAAAAGUGUUUGCCGGACACAACUUAGCCAAAAAGGACAUCUUCGGCGCCAGUGAUCCAUACGUACGAAUAGAUUUGAUCAGAAAUGCUGACGAAUCGGUCAUUGAUUCGGUUUAUACCAAAACUAAGAAAAAAACAUUGAACCCCAAAUGGGACGAAGAGUUUAUAUUCAGAGCCAAUCCUAAUAAUCACAGACUAUUGUUAGAAGUAUUUGAUGAAAAUCGUUUGACUCGAGACGACUUCCUCGGAAUGGUUGAACUGCCUCUUCAUAACAUUCCCACUGAAAGAGCCGGUCGUACGAUAUCUCAAAAGUAUUAUAUUUUGCGACCGCGAAGUGCCAGAUCUAAAGUGAAGGGACACUUGCAGUUAUAUCACGCAUACAUUGCGUCCAAUGAAGAGGAAGAAACUCAAUCGAUACAAGAAAAUGAACCCGGUUGGGAAGUAGUAGAUGUUGAGAAUGGAACUGAAGAACAGGCAGCACAGCCAAUAGUGCCCGGAAGUAGUUCAGAGUCUAUAGCAUCGGGACUUCCGACCGGUUGGGAAGAAAGAGUUGAUGCCAAUGGACGGACAUAUUUUGUUAAUCAUAUCGCACGCACUACUCAAUGGGAUCGACCAACAAAUACUAACAGUAUUAAUGAAGACCAAACGCAACAAAGAAGUCUUGAAUCUGCUCAAGAAUUCAGACGUCGGGUCCACAUAAGUGUUGAACAAAAUGGUGAACAACAGAACAACUCCACUACUAAUGAAGAAUCCAUUUCUGAUUUAAUAGAAUCUCAGCGACGAUUAACCCUCACUCCAAACACUACAAAUGCCUCACUUAUGAGCGCAAACCGUCGGCACUCAGAGCCUGUUAGCGGUGCCGGUCCAUCCAAUUCUAACGGUGCAAUUACUGGUAGUGGUCACAGGGCGUCACCAAAUCAACCGGGAAGCGAUGGGCUACCUGAGGGAUGGUCAUUACAAGUGGCACCCAAUGGCCGUAUAUUUUUUAUUGAUCACAACGCUAAGACAACGACUUGGAUUGAUCCCCGUUCAGGAAAAGCAAGUCCAGCGCCCAAUCAAUCAAAUGUUGCGAAUCGUCCGAAAUUCAAUACAGUCGAUGAUUUGGGACCACUUCCUGAUGGAUGGGAAGAAAGAGUGCAUACAGACGGACGCAUUUUCUUCAUUGACCACAAUAGUCGAAUGACUCAAUGGGAUGACCCGCGACUCAACAAUCCCAACAUUGCUGGACCCGCUGUUCCCUAUUCACGCGAUUACAAACGUAAAUACGAGUACUUACAGAAUCGUCUGCCGCGACCAUCAAACGUGCCAAACAAACUAGAGAUCAAAGUUAGCAGAAGUAAUAUAUUUGAGGACUCAUAUCGAUGCAUCUCAAGUAUAAGUCGAGUGGAUUUACUUAAAACAAAAUUAUGGGUCGAGUUUGAUGGCGAAGAAGUACUUGAUUAUGGCGGCGCCUCCAGAGAGUGGUUCUACUUGUUAUCUAAAGAAAUGUUUAAUCCAUAUUACGGUUUGUUUGAGUAUUCAGCCGCUGAUAAUUACACCCUUCAAAUAAACCCAUUUUCUGGGAUGUGUAAUGAGGAACACUUAUCUUACUUUAAAUUUAUUGGACGAGUGGCUGGAAUGGCUAUAUUUCAUGGUAAACUAUUGGAAGCAUUUUUUAUACGACCUUUUUAUAAGAUGAUGUUAGGAAAGCCAAUCCAACUCAAAGAUAUGGAGAGCGUUGACACAGAAUAUUUCAAUUCUCUUAAAUGGAUUCUUGAGAACGACCCGUCAGAACUUGACCUUAGAUUCUCUAUCGAUGAGGACCUGUUCGGCCAAAUAGAGCAAAGAGAGCUCAAACCAAAAGGCGCUAAUAUACCGGUCACUAAUGAUAACAAACACGAAUACAUGGAUUUGGUAAUCCAAUGGAGAUUUGUGUCACGAAUUUUGCCACAAAUGGAAUCAUUCCUCGAUGGUUUCAAUGAAUUAAUUCCUCUAAGUUUCAUUAAAGUUUUUGAUGAACACGAAUUGGAGCUAUUAAUGUGUGGUAUUGGAAAUGUUGACGUCAAAGAUUGGAAACAAAAUACUGUCUAUAAGAGUAGUUAUCAUCCAAACCAUAUCGUUAUACAGUGGUUCUGGAGGGUGGUACUAUCAUUCAAUAAUGAGAUGCGAUCGCGUUUACUACAAUUCGUUACCGGAACAUCUCGGGUACCGAUGAAUGGAUUCAAAGAACUUUACGGAAGUAAUGGUCCGCAACUGUUCACUAUUGAAAAGUGGGGAACACCCCAUAAUCUGCCCCGUUCUCAUACAUGUUUUAAUCGCUUAGAUUUACCGGCUUAUGAAAGUUAUCAGGAGUUACGAGAAAAAUUGAUUCAAGCGAUUGAGGGCUCGGAAUCAUUUGGUGGAGUCGAUUGACACCAUAAUAUUUAUGCACCAAUUGUUAUAAUAUAUUGUAUAUAUACAGUAUA
Oppia nitens is the source of this 2613-nucleotide messenger RNA. It is a transcript of the gene Nedd4, whose product is annotated as E3 ubiquitin-protein ligase NEDD4-like. Bases 140 to 2560 code for a protein of 806 amino acids. Gene Ontology annotation, molecular function: ubiquitin protein ligase activity; protein binding; sodium channel inhibitor activity. NCBI's taxonomy places the organism in Eukaryota, Metazoa, Arthropoda, Arachnida, Sarcoptiformes, Oppiidae. The transcript has 13 exons. The record is from RefSeq and is a predicted model, not a curated record. Gene Ontology annotation, biological process: regulation of dendrite morphogenesis; ubiquitin-dependent protein catabolic process.